AUGUCAUUCAAAGAGAAUAUAUACCUGGAUGAUCAGAGUGUGGUACUAUAUGAUCAGAAUAGAGAAGAGGUGGAAGAGAGGCAUCAAAAUGACACUUUAAAAUCGACCGAUGUUCAAUUUCCAUUCACAAAAGUCAACUCCAAUACAUAUCAGCCCAAUCGUAUUGAAUCCACAAUCAAUGCAAGACAAACACAUAUUGAGGAGCAGCAAACUACGAAACUUGAUCUUUCUAACAAACCCGGCAGUGUUUCCAGUGCUGAUGAGUUUUACGAAACUUCACCGAUUCUUGAAGAUGAGGAACUCUAUUUCCCCACUCUUCUUGAUGAGACAAAUUAUCCGGUAGUUCAUGUCCCAGUUCAGCCCCAUAUGUCAAGACCAUUGAACAAAUUUAGUGACCUCAACUUAAAAAAUAUUCCCAUUGCUCAAACACCGAAAUCGUUUCCCUUGGAUUCACAAGGAGCUAAGGAUCAAGAUGAAAUCGCCUUGUAUAACAUUAUCGAAUACGAAUUUGAUACAGUUGACGAGAAGAAGUCGUGGUGGUCACCCAAAGAUUGUUGGUCAAAGUUUGUUCACCGGGAGGAGGAUAUGGAUGUGGAGGAGUCUAUAAUCGGAGAUGCCAACUUGGAUCAAAUCUUUGACAAUAUUUAUAACACCUAG
Molecule: messenger RNA, 657 nt
Organism: Lodderomyces orthopsilosis Co 90-125
Lineage: Eukaryota; Fungi; Ascomycota; Pichiomycetes; Serinales; Debaryomycetaceae
Exons: 1
Coding region: 1-657 (218 amino acids)
Source: RefSeq, a predicted model, not a curated record